AUGAAUGUGGAUUUGCCCGUCCUCUUGCCAUUUGGUUUUAAUGAAGAAUACCAAUCUUUGUUCGCAGAAAAGUAUGGUGUAAAGAAACAACAUGAGCCAUUGCAUUUCCAUGUCAUGUCUUUACGCGAAAUAUCAGCCUUGCAACGUUUACGCGCUCGCAAGUUGGCCCUCCCAGCGGCAUCUGUCACGGACUCUGCUCUGAACAAACAUCGUCGAAUCCGGAAACCUAAGAAGAUCAAGAUGAGCCGAAAUAGCGACAGAGAAAAGCGCAGUCACUCAGUAGCCAUACCUAAACCACCCGUGUCUCCAUCCAGAGCCCCCAAGAAUCCUCUGCGAUCGAUGCGCGACACAAAGAGAAACCUGGAAACUGACACGGAUCGACGCUUGGGAGCCUCUUGCGAGAUACCAAUCAUACUUGACGACAAUUCAGCGCAGUCGGGGACACCAGGCAAAUUGAACCCUAGGAUGCGUGACGCUAGGGCGUCUCCCAAACUCAUCUUGCGCGACAUCUCACCUACGCAUGAUCUUCGAGAUACUACGUUUACAAAAUUGCCUGGUGAUCGCUACGGAACUACAAACAGUGGAGAGAAAGACAUGAGAUUGGUAGACAUAGACGACUUUGAGAUGAGAAAAAAGGUUGCGCAGUUAAUGGCUGUGGCACCAGCACUACCAGUCAGAGAUCUAUAUUAUCUUAUCAUCGAUAGUGAGGGUCGUCUUUCUAAAGCCAAGAAAAAGGCUAUCCGGAUGAGCGAAGCACCAGAUACAUUGCGCACGUCCACACAACUCUCCUUACAACCACAAACACUUGUUAAUAAAUCAGAUAUAGAAGGUGCCAUAGUCAAUAACAGCAACUCGGAUACACAAAAGACUAUGAUUAAGAUAGAUCUGAGUGAUCCCAUCUUCAAGUGGGAUGAGGAUGAACCAGUACCAGAGCCACCACCGACGGCAAAGCCUGGUCGGUCAAAGUCAGCCACUAAGAAUAAACAAACACAAAGUGCACACUCACAUCAUUCCGCGAAAGAAUCAAAACGCAAGACUCCAGCAACUCAGACACCAUCAUCUCAAAGUAAAAAGUGCCCAAAAGUCUCGCAUUCAAAACCAACAAGCAUACGAGAGACCAGCAGUGACCGAGACUUUAUAGUUGCUGACGGCGUGGUGCAUUAUGUUUCAGACUUUGACGACUCUGACGACUUUUUCCUUUCGCGUAAUGUCAUCAUACCCAGCAGGACUCGGAGGCAGAGACGUAAAUUUAGUAUGAUUCGAGAAGCCAUGAAACUUUAUAUCAGAUGGCAGCUUGACAGCAUGGACUAA
This is a messenger RNA of Bipolaris oryzae ATCC 44560, 1311 nucleotides long. RefSeq lists its product as uncharacterized. Lineage: Eukaryota; Fungi; Ascomycota; Dothideomycetes; Pleosporales; Pleosporaceae. The transcript is spliced from 2 exons. The record is from RefSeq and is a predicted model, not a curated record. The coding region runs from base 1 to 1311 and encodes 436 amino acids.